Molecule: messenger RNA, 1233 nt
Organism: Phasianus colchicus (ring-necked pheasant)
Lineage: Eukaryota; Metazoa; Chordata; Aves; Galliformes; Phasianidae
Gene: STMN3
Product: stathmin 3
Biological process (GO): microtubule depolymerization; regulation of microtubule polymerization or depolymerization; neuron projection development
Cellular component (GO): neuron projection; cytoplasm
Molecular function (GO): tubulin binding
Source: RefSeq, a predicted model, not a curated record
CUAUUGCCAUCAGACUCGUCAUUGUUAUUUCCUCUUUUUCAGCCUACAAGGAGAAAAUGAAGGAGCUAUCUCUGCUCUCCCUCAUCUGCUCCUGUUUCCACACCCAGCCACAUCCCAACACCAUCUACCAGUAUGGAGAUAUGGAGGUGAAGCAGCUGGAUAAGAGGGCAUCUGGCCAGAGCUUCGAGGUGAUCCUGAAGUCUCCUUCAGAUUUAUCUCCCGAGAGCCCCAUCCUUUCCUCUCCCCCCAAGAAGAAGGACCUGUCCCUGGAGGAGCUGCAGAGGAGGCUGGAGGCUGCAGAGGAGAGGAGGAAGACCCAGGAGGCACAAGUGCUGAAGCAGCUGGCGGAGAAACGGGAGCAUGAGCGGGAGGUGCUGCACAAGGCACUGGAGGAGAACAACAAUUUCAGCCGCCUGGCUGAGGAGAAGCUCAACUACAAGAUGGAGCUGAGCCGGGAGAUCCGCGAGGCGCACCUGGCUGCCCUGCGGGAGCGGCUGCGCGAGAAGGAGCUGCACGCAGCUGAAGUCCGCAGGAACAAGGAACAGCGGGAGGAGAUCUCUGGAUAAAGGGCUUUUCUACACAUCUAGCACCUGAUUCCUGUUAACAAACCGACCGACCGACACGUUUUAUUUUGUUUGUCUAGAUGCAGCGUUUGGUUCUCCAUUCCCCCCCCCCAUCCCCUGGUGUUCUUCCCCCAGCAACACGCUUCUCUGUCUGCAUCCUUAAUCGUUCGGUGCUUGUGGGGAGUCACAGGUCAUAGGGACCUCUCAGCAGAAUAGCAGCUAGUUCACAUGAAAUAGAGAUCAGUCAAUCAAACAGCUUCUUUGGAGGGUUUGUCCUUUUUUCUUUUUAAAAAAAUAUUUCUUAAAUUCAUGUAAAAAUUGAGAUAUUAAUAAAUUCAACCAGCAGUGUCACAGAGAUACAGAAUUCUUAUCUGGGGGCUUUUACUACUCUUGGUGUUUGCUCUGAGCUAAGUAUCAGGAUAAUAAGGAGCGAUCAUUUUUGUACGUAAGCAGAGCAAUGAGCAGAGUGUUAGUGGUGAGUACCAGGCUGGCUGCAUGGCACUGCCACGUGGCUCCCAGCCAUCCCUGCAGCCAGGGUAGGCAGCAACCCAACGUCCUUUUAUUGGGUGGAUCUUUGGUAGCCGCUGUGAAAAUAGGAGAGGGUCUCAGCACAGAGCUUGGUGCCAUGUCAUAUAAUGUCCCCAGUCCCAUCCUUGUCCCCAUCCCCAUC